UCACACACACUGACAGUGACACACACACAGUAGGUGUUUUUUUGAUGUGAAAAUAAACAUGGCAUCUUUAAUUGGUUUUCCUCGACUUUUUUCAUUUGGCAUUAGUAAUUGUGUGAAAAGGUUUAACAGUAAUUUGCUUCCCACACAAAAUUUGCCAGUUCACAGAUUGAGUAACACGCAAAUUGUUAGAUUAAAACACUAUCUGCCUUGGUUUACGGACCGCGUACAAUAUAAACCAAUAGUACCUAAUUUAACAGAAGAAGACGAACAACUUGCAACUGAUGUAAUAAAGGAGAUUAACAAUCAAAUUGCAACUGAGAAGGCUGGUCGACUUUUUGCUGUGGUACAAAUUUGUGGUAAACAAUUUAAAGUAACGACAAAUGAUAUUAUUGUCAUUCAAGGCUAUUGGCCACCUAAUGCCGGCGAUGAAUUGAAACUUGAAAAAGUAUUACUCGUUGGCAGUAAGGAUUUUACUUUAGUUGGACGACCAAUUCUUAAUAAUGAAUUGGUUAAUAUUGACGCCACUGUUAUUGAAAAAACAUUUUCAACAACCAAAACACAUUUUAGAUUUCAACCAAGAAAACAGUUUCGUAGAAUUCAUUUUCUAAGAAUUCAACACACAAUGCUGAGGAUAAAAUCGAUAAACGUAAUGGGAAAAGUAGGAGAGGUGAAGGAAUUCGAGGGUCUCGACAAAGUCUUUUAAUUAUUAUUAUUAUCAUCAUUAUCCUGUAUAGAAAACCAAUUUAUAAUGUAAUGUUUUAUAUAAAGAAUUCUUGUUAAAAAUCA
Messenger RNA from Leptopilina heterotoma, 786 nucleotides. It is a transcript of the gene mRpL21, whose product is annotated as 39S ribosomal protein L21, mitochondrial. The transcript has 4 exons. Gene Ontology annotation, cellular component: ribosome; mitochondrial large ribosomal subunit. Gene Ontology annotation, biological process: translation. The record is from RefSeq and is a predicted model, not a curated record. Gene Ontology annotation, molecular function: RNA binding; structural constituent of ribosome. Lineage: Eukaryota; Metazoa; Arthropoda; Insecta; Hymenoptera; Figitidae. The coding region runs from base 59 to 703 and encodes 214 amino acids.